Messenger RNA from Physella acuta, 2151 nucleotides. RefSeq lists its product as uncharacterized. NCBI's taxonomy places the organism in Eukaryota, Metazoa, Mollusca, Gastropoda, Physidae. Gene Ontology annotation, molecular function: protein binding. The record is from RefSeq and is a predicted model, not a curated record.
CAACAAGAUGGUGAAGUCAACCCUUGCUUGUGGACUACAAGAAUGUUUGAGUAAAGAAUGGAUGGGAGAUAACUUCAGGGACUUUAGAGUUGUGGUUGAUGGCUCAGAGUAUUUCUGUCACAAAUUUAUUCUAAGUGCCUGCUCCACUUUCUUUAAGACUUUGCUGGGAUCGGAUUUUAAAGAAAAUAAAGAGGAACGUGUUGAGUUAAAGAACAUGAGUAAAGAGACUUUUGAUGUUAUUAUCAAUGCAAUUUACAAAGGUGUUGAUGGACUGACACUAGACAACAUAAUUAGUGUGUGGCAAGCUUCUCAUUUGUUGGAUAUACCAUUUCUUAUAGAAGAAUGUGAGCAGUUUGUGAUGGAAAAUAUGUCAUUAGAGAAUUACAUUAAAUAUUAUUCAAUGGCAAAACUUUUACAUUCAGAGAAUGUCAUUAAGUUUACAAUUGGAUUCAUGAAAGAAAAUUUUGAACCUUUUUGUGUGACUGAGACAUUUCUAGAACUUUCUUUUCCAAUGUUGUUUUCCUUUGUGGAUGAUGAUCGCCUUAAAGUAAAAUCCGAAGAUUUAGUUUUAGAAUCGAUCAUUAACUGGGUUUCUUAUGUUAAACAAAAACCACCUAACCUAGAAGACAGUGACAGUGAAACAAACAACACACAAGUAACAGCUAUAGAAGAAACUGAUGAAAUACAGAACUAUAAGAGCCAGGAGAAGUUGAUUAAUGGAGAAGAUAACAAGGAGAUAGACAGGAAAAGGUGUCUUGUAGAACUGUUAUCUACAGCCAGAACAUUUUUAGCCAGUCGAAGUUAUCUCGAGAAUUUACUGAUUCACCCUUUGAUAAAAUCUUGUGACGAAGCUCAUGAAAUAGUUUAUGACGCUUUGUUGUACCAAUGGAGAUCUGUUUCUUUUCCUAGUAACUUUGUCAUCCCUUAUAGAAACUGUAAUGGUAAACGAAAUGUCAUGGCAUACAUUUGCAAUGGAGAAAUCUAUUUAUUUGACCUAAACAGUGAAGGUAUUUGUAAACUUGAAUUGUAUAUUUACGAUUUUAAAAGCUUCUGUGCUUUAGCUUCCAUUGAAUCAACUCUUUGUGUUAUUUAUUCAAAUAGAAAUGUAUCUGAGUGUGAUUUUAGUAAAUUGACAUUGGAAACUCACAAUUGUGAAAGAAAAAAUAUUGCAAUAAUUAAUCCAUCAAAAAGUACAACAAUUAUUGGUAAAUUGUGUGGAAGGUUUAGUGUACAAUUAACUUCACUAAAUGGUACGUUUGUUAUUAUAACUAAUAAUCCAGUUCAAUCACACAGUUCACAAGAUACUUUUUCAAACUGGGUUCAUUUGGGGAACGAAGCAAACGUCACUCAAGUUGCUUAUCAAGAUACUAUCUUAAUAUUUCGCGAUGGAUAUGAGCAGUCAUACGUACAUUGUAGCAAUCUCUACUCUAGGUUGAAUCAAGAUAUAAAAAUAAAGGGUCCCACGAAAGAUAUCAUAAGCAUUCAAAAAGGCAGGAAAACUUUUAUCCUUUAUACAAACGGAUCUUUAAAAUCCAUAGAAACAACCGGUGAUAAUAAAAUUCAGUUCACAUUUAUUAUUCAACUUUGGAACAACUUUGACUGGAUAUUAAAAGGAGCAGUAUAUUUCAAAAAGGAAUUAAUCUUAUUUUGUUCGGCAAAGCCAACCGAUGGGAAAAGUUUUCUAACGUCUGUGCCUGGGCUUUUUGAAAAGAUCAGAGCUGUUGAAAUACAGAGUCAAUCAAAAGUAGUUCCUUUGAUUGUGCCAGAAUCAUGGUGCUCCUAAUUGCAACACUGAUGUCUUUUAUUUCCCUGGAUGUUUAAGCAUGGAUUGCAAUUUUUAAAAAAUGGAUCACGCAUGCAUUAAGUAUGUAUAAGUAUAUGUUACACUGAUCUUUGCUUUAUUGUACUAUAUAACUUUAUAGGUUGGCUAGCCUGCUGCCCGUCGUGGUACAUAGGCUGUCGACAAGAGCUUUCCAGACAUCUCUAAUCUGAGCUAUUCUCUCCAACUGUCCCAAGGUAUAUCCAAUCUGCUUGAUGUGUCUUCUUCCACGUCACGUCUCCUGACCUCUUUUUCAUUUACAGGUCAUUACAACUGAAACUUAAUUUCUAAAAUUUGCAAUGCAUUUUAAAAAAAUAUAUUUGUACUAAAAU